Messenger RNA from Branchiostoma floridae (Florida lancelet), 1401 nucleotides. RefSeq names its product protein krueppel-like. Gene Ontology annotation, cellular component: nucleus. The transcript is spliced from 2 exons. Gene Ontology annotation, molecular function: RNA polymerase II transcription regulatory region sequence-specific DNA binding; DNA-binding transcription factor activity, RNA polymerase II-specific. Gene Ontology annotation, biological process: regulation of transcription by RNA polymerase II. Bases 81 to 413 code for a protein of 110 amino acids. Lineage: Eukaryota; Metazoa; Chordata; Leptocardii; Amphioxiformes; Branchiostomatidae. The record is from RefSeq and is a predicted model, not a curated record.
ACCAGUGUGACUAUUCUGCAACACAAAAGGCCACUCUGGACAACCACAUAGCAGCACAACACACCGUUGAGAAACCCAACAUGUGUGGGGAGUGUGGGUACAGGACAAGUCGAAAAUUUGCCUUAACCAGACACAUGAGAACCCAUGCAGGAGAAAAACCCUACAAGUGUGGGGAGUGUGGAUACAGGACAGUUCAAAAGUCUCACUUAUCCCGACAUAUGAGAACCCAUGCAGGGGAAAAACCCUACAAGUGUGACCAGUGUGACUAUUCUGCAGCACAGAAAGUCCAUUUGGACCUCCAUGUGGCGGCAAAACAUACCGGUGAGAAACCCUACAUGUGUGAGAAGUGUGGGUACAGGACAGUUCGAAUGUCUGACUUGUCUAAACAUAUGGAAAUCCAUAUUGGAGAAUGAACAAGCAAAUGAAACCAGCACGACAGUUACUAAAUCCUUUUUCGACCACCAUAUCGCAAAACACACUACAUAGAAAAACAAGCUGGGUAUUCAGUGUCACAAAUCUGAGCUGUGGACGCAUUGAACUCUGAUGAGAGACAGCCAUAUAAUCUGAUCCCGGAUUUGUGGACAGUCUGGAUACAGGACUAGUGACAGUUCGGCCCUGUGCGGCUCUUUAAAACAUUAAGGGUGCUUCUCACAGUACUUCUACAAUAUGACUAUUGUCAGACUGUUACCGAGAGAAGCCAUGUGGACUUGAAAGGUGAUGCUGCAUGAGAAACGUAUCUUAAACUUCUCAAGUUGAUGUAUCGAAAUUCUACUGUUUAAGGUAGAAUUAUUGAUAGAUGACUUGAUAGAUGCGCAUAGGAUAAGUAGAUAGACAUUUUCAGAUAGGCUGUCCAAAGCAUGGACUUUGGACGAUAUAUAACAAAGUAUCAAAAACUAAUGGUUUGUUAUAUACAUGUGUAUCUAACAUUUGUACCGUUUUGAAAUGAUAUUUUCUCUACUUGCUUUGCAUAUAUACUGUUUUAGAAACAGUCUAACCUGUAGUGAAUACUAAAAGAAAAUAAGCGACCACACAAAAGCAGUGGUCUCGGUGAAAUGAUUUUACUGCUGUUUGUCAGCUAACCUGCAAUGUGAUCGAGAAAUGAAGGAGUAGAAAUGUAAUAUGGUAGAUAUGUAGUUUUAUAGAAUAGUUUUUUUUACAAACUUGUUGUUUUCUGAUAAUUCCUGUUAUUAUUGUUAAGGAGGAAACUUUACACUUGAGUUCGUUUUAUCUAACUCGUACCCUCUAAUCUAUGUAUUACUAAGUUAGUAUAGUCCAUCAUUAAUAUGAAGUAUACUCCAUGAAGCUGUGUGAGAAUUUAGAAGUAACACAACCUCUGGCACCACCACCCGUGGAAUACCAACCCCACUGUCUGUAGUGCUAACUCAAUAGAAUACAAGAUUU